GUUUUAGUCAGAGAGCAUUUUUAUUACCACUGCUAUGUGGGUUCUUUAUUCUCCACCCUUCUACAUUGGUUCUUCAGACACAAUGCAGCACUUGUGUAUUGCAGCUUUACUUUUGUCAGCUGUCGCCGCUCAGCUGGAUGCAGAACCCAAGCUGGGUGACAGCAAGAAGCCGGUGACAGAAGCCCAAGAACACGGGUCUGACUGGGACGCUGGCCACCCAUGGCUUCUUGAGAUGCCCCCUUGGUUCCCAAACCAGCAAGCUAGAAGACCAGGAAAUCCCCGCAGACCUGUGGAAGGGACUGAUGGGCGUCCUUCUCAAAGAGGUCCUGAUUUCAAGCCUGGUGAGCGUGGAGUCCCUCCUCCUGGGAGACUCAGAGGACCUUCAGGGGACAGGAGGCCCAACAGGAGACCAAUGGAGCUUUCUCCUGUGUUCAAGGUUGACGGCGUGACGUUUCAGAGCACCUCUGCUGUGCCCCUGCAGGAGGGGGAGACCAUGUUUCGGAUGGUGAGGCCACGGGAGGGUGAAGAAGGACCUCGUCCGGAGGAAAAGAGGAGGGGAGAAAGACGCGGACCUGGGCAAUAUGUGAAGCUCAUCUACAAAGCCAUGGAGCCGAACAAGGUAUCCAUCGAGUUUGGGGUUAUGAAGCCCGUGAAACCUGGGGAACUUGUUCGAGGCGAAGACAUUUUUGAAGACGACUACUGACAACUGUAAAAGGAGGACACCAACAACUACAAGGUUAAUCGACCAUUUUAAAGUAGAUUGUGGUGUCAUUUCCUGUGAUACAUUCAGAGAAAUCACUCAUGUCAUUGUGCAUUUUCUGAGUAAAAACAUAAUUUCUGUGUGACACAAUAAAAG
This is a messenger RNA of Epinephelus lanceolatus (giant grouper), 856 nucleotides long. NCBI's taxonomy places the organism in Eukaryota, Metazoa, Chordata, Actinopteri, Perciformes, Serranidae. The record is from RefSeq and is a predicted model, not a curated record.